UGCUUUUAAGGCGUUAAAUUAAUAAUUUUAACUUUCCAAAAGCAGUGCACAAAAUGAAAACAAGUGUUGCUGCAAACAAGUGCUACCAAAUUUGAAACGCCAUGUAGUAGUUUUUAAACAACAAAGUGCGUGCGAAUAUUUGCCAAGGCGUAUGGCAAAAAAAAAAAAGAAAAGCAGCAGCAGCGACAACCACCUAAACAAACAGCAGACACUUUGCGUUUUAGAUUAUUACAGUCCAAUCAGUUCCUAUUAACGCAAUUAGCGUGUCUGUAUCGUUUAACUAGAGUUGCGUAAAUUACGCACUGAUUGUUGGCAUUAUUUGUUAAGGCACAGCAAUUACGCCGAGUACAAAUAACACACCGCCGCCGCCAAACCCACCGAAAGGCAAGACGCAGGCAAGCGGAGAGAACAAUAGCAGGAACACUUUUGUCGCUUGGCCCUCUAGUGCUGGUGGCGAGAGAAAAGCGACAGCUGUAUUAUACUCAAAGCUAAAGACGUUAACAAACAAUAAAAAAAAACGGAAAAACGGUCGACCGACCUUCGCCUGGCGCGCUAAGUAAAAAUGGUCUAUAAAAAUUGUGCAUUAUAGACUGAAAUUAGUCAUAGAGAGCUGGUGGAGACUGAACGCCUGCUGCAGCAUUAGCCCUAACGAAUUAGCAAUGAGGCGGCGCUUGAUGUUUACCUAGAACCUUCACGUGCCCAGCAAAAUGUUCAAGAUACGUCAACGUAGCUGCAUGUUAAUAGCCACGGUGCUAAUACUAGCGCCUUGUGUUAUAAUCUUGUUGGUCUUGGGUCCGGAACUAUCCACCGAACAGUCGCUGACGCAACGUCUUGCCGAAUGCCACAUGCGUUUGCAAUAUUUGGAGUCCAUGUAUCGCGCACGGCAGGAGGAUGUUGGCUUUUUUCACAGUAUCUUGGGCCAGCUGCAGUAUAACAAUGGCAGCAAUGUUACGGUAAUGAGUCCGCCACCACAGCCAGUGGCUAAUUUGCUGGAUGCACUCAGUCCGGAGGCGCGUCAGCUGCUGCGCAAUGCAUCGCAUGUGAGUAAAGCUGUAGCAGCAGGAGCGGGACGCAAUCAGAACAUACGUCUGCCCAAUGCGUAUCACUUUUUGCCGCAUUUGUUGGAUGAUCCGGCCUCGUUGCGACCCGCUUAUCUACAAAGCAAAGGACGCAGCGAUGUCAGCAUUGUGCUGGGUGUGCCCACAGUGCGACGCGAGAAGCAGUCCUAUCUGCUAGGCACACUGCAUAAUCUCAUUGAGAACAUGAACGAGGAGGAGCAAAACGAAACGCUCAUUAUUGUUUACAUAGGCGAAACGGAUGCGGAGGCGGUGCAGUUUAUAGCAAAGCAAAUCGAGGGUAGCUUUGAGCCGCAUUUGGAGAGUGGACUGAUUGAUAUUAUAGCGCCGGCGCCUAGCUACUAUCCAAACUUUGAGCGUUUGCGCAUUACGCUCAACGAUCCGCUGGAGCGCGUCAAGUGGCGCAGCAAACAGAAUCUCGAUUUUGCUUACUUGAUGGCCUAUGCGCAUGCCAAGGGCACGUUCUAUGUGCAGCUGGAGGACGACAUACUAACCAAGCGCCAGUUUAUAACUACAAUGAAAAAGUUUGCGCUCAUCAAGAGCGCGCUGACCAAACCCGAUCAACCUGCCUGGUUUGUGCUGGACUUUUGCCAGCUGGGAUUCAUUGGCAAAAUGUUCAAGAGCGCCGAGCUGCCUUAUUUAAUCACCUACUUUCAAAUGUUUUACAAUGACAAACCUGUGGACUGGCUGCUCACCUACUUCAUUGAGUCCAAGGUGUGCCGCACGGACAAGGAUCAGAAGCAUUGCAAUCAGGAGAAAGCCAAGUACUGGCAGCACUUUCGCAAGUCGCUGUUCCAGCACAUAGGCACCAGUUCCUCGCUUAAAGGCAAGGUGCAAAAGCUAAAGGACAAACAAUUUGGCAACAAGGUGCCCACAUUCUAUGCGCAUACGCACAAUCCGCCAGCGCUGGUCAAGUCCAACAUUGCGCCCUAUAAAAAUUAUCUCAUCAAGCGCGCCUAUCGUGGCGAAACCUAUUUCUGGGGACUGCUGCCGCAGCCCGGCGACAUGGUGCAGUUCAUCUUUGAGCAGCCCACACUGCUGCGUCAUUAUCUCUUUCGCAGCGGCAACUCGGAGCAUCCAUCGGAUCGUUUCUACAACACCACCGUGGAGCUGCUGCCAGCCGACAGUCUGAGCGAAAACUCUUCGGUCUGGAGCAGCUACAACACCACAACAGAUGGUUAUUUAAUUGUGGGUGCUUUUGAUGCCAUGGGCGUUGCCGAGGGACUGCUGGAUGCCAAGAUUGGCGCGCUCAAGGAGCUGCGCUUGCAUGUGCACAGCGACAGCGAGAACUGGGCGCUGCUGAGCGAGAUUAAGCUGGAGGAGGUGGGCAGCAAUGUAGCAACCUCCGAUGCUAAUGCGGCCAAGCCGCGUUAUACUGCAGGCCGGCUGAUUGCUGCAUCGUCAUCAGCUGCCAUAGCAGCGGGAUUAGCGUUAGCACAUCCCAAUCUAUUUUCAAUACAAUCUAUAAUAACCUAAGUACGUAAAGUAACGGUAAUUUUAUUUCAGCAAUGGCUAAAAGACUUUCGCAUUGAGUUUCUAAAUUAUUCCAAUAUUUGUAUUUGUUAAAUUGUUUUAAUUAUUAAGCUAGAUUUCCCGUUACUUUAUGAUCUGCGGCUCUAUAUUUGUAUGUCUCUAUAUGUCUAUGUGUAUACUGUGUAUAUUUUUGGAGCGCUACUUUUAAAGCCCACACUCUACAUGUCUGUAAAUAACCAAAAACUAACCAUUUGUUUAAAAGAAUUUUUGAUAAACAGAAAUCUCAACUGUGCAACAAGUGCCCCUUCAAAUCUUAAAUAAUACUGUACAUAGAUCAACAAAAUUUAAUAAUUUGUUGUGCUAUGCAACUUUUCAUUUAAUUCCUAGAUGUUGUUAUAAUUUCAAAAAUUAUGCUCUAGCAUUCCAAUUUGUUAAAAACGUUUUGCGUCCCAAGUUUAUGUUUUUUUUUAAAUUUAUUCUUAAGCAGCCAUAAGCAAACGAAUAAUAACUUUAGCAUUGUUGCUUUUGUUAAAUGUGAUUUGUUAAUUUUUAUGCAUUAGCCCAAUGCAUUAAAUACUAUAAUAUAAA
This is a messenger RNA of Drosophila busckii, 3137 nucleotides long. RefSeq names its product alpha-1,3-mannosyl-glycoprotein 4-beta-N-acetylglucosaminyltransferase B. Gene Ontology annotation, biological process: protein N-linked glycosylation. The record is from RefSeq and is a predicted model, not a curated record. Lineage: Eukaryota; Metazoa; Arthropoda; Insecta; Diptera; Drosophilidae. Gene Ontology annotation, cellular component: endoplasmic reticulum; Golgi stack; endoplasmic reticulum-Golgi intermediate compartment. Gene Ontology annotation, molecular function: acetylglucosaminyltransferase activity.